This is a messenger RNA of Carassius gibelio (silver crucian carp), 9457 nucleotides long. Its product is annotated as collagen alpha-6(VI) chain. The record is from RefSeq and is a predicted model, not a curated record. The transcript has 42 exons. Gene Ontology annotation, molecular function: serine-type endopeptidase inhibitor activity. The coding region runs from base 1395 to 9065 and encodes 2556 amino acids. NCBI's taxonomy places the organism in Eukaryota, Metazoa, Chordata, Actinopteri, Cypriniformes, Cyprinidae.
UUUUUUUAAAUAAUAAGAUAUGAUGGGUUGUCGUGGGUGAAAAGUGUUUGGAGAGGGUUAUAAGCACUGCUAGAAAUAAGAGAGUUUGAUUAACUAUUUGGAAACGGGUUUAUACCAAAGCUCUCUCUACAUUUUAUGUAAAACGGUAUUUAAAAAUGUGUUAAUUAAUUUUUCGGGAAUUAGGGUUAUACUUUUAUAAUGAUUAUAGAGAUAUUGUUUAGCAGUUAAACGUCUCCUUUCACAUAGAUGCAAGUUAUGCACAUAUUCUGACUUAAAUUUUAGUAUUUUAUUAUGUAAUGUCCUUUUUCAAGUCAUAUAUAUAAAUAGCAGUUAUUUCGUGAUAUUAUUGUAGGUUUUUUUUUUUUUUGAGGUCUGUGCAAAGCUACGAUCUUGUUAUAUGACGUGAGUAGUAGUAUAGAGAAGCGGAAAAAAAGAGUAUAUUCACAAAAAAAUAAUAGUACUGUUAUUAUAGGCUACCAUAAUAUAAUGAAAUAUUUACAUUACGUUUACAGAGCAACUUUUCCUAUGGUCGUCACUGAAGAAAGCUUCUUGCAACCAGAUGGUGUAUAUGAGAGAAACGAGAGAUCCAAUCGCAGUAUUUAAUGGGGCAUCCAAAAUCACUAAUGGACACCACCAGUGGACACCCAGGGAACACAGAUCAGACACUGUGACAAUACCCCCCCUCUUAGGAGCAGCUACCAGAUGCUCCACCGAACACAAGAACAGACCGAGGUACACAGAGACAAGGAGGGAGGUGGAUUGUUGGAGGAUAAGGGGGAGUGACGGAGGGCCAGGUCCAUAGUGGGAAACAGAGAAAAACAAAAACAAAACAAAGAGGCCAGGAGGUAACGGAAAGUUCAAGGGCCCAGGGCAGAGCUGACAGACCAGGAAUCCAGGGUGGCACAGGUGGAACUGGAGCCCACCACAGCCGAGGAGACGGGACUGACGCCCAACAGGUCGGUGCAGAGAACCACCACCGCCUUGUGGUCGAGACAGAGGCUCACCAAGGCAGCACAGAAGGGCCACCACAGCCGAGCAGACAAGACAGAUGUCCACCAGGGCAGCGCAGAGGACCACCACCUCCGUGUGGUCAAGACAGAGGCCCACUAGGGCGGUGCAGAAGACCACCACAGCCGUGUGGUCGAGACAGAAGCCCACCAGGGCGGCGCAGAGGACCACCGUAGCCGUGUGGUCGAGACAGAAGCCCACCAGGGCGGCGCAGAGGACCACCGUAGCCGUGUGGUCGAGACAGAAGCCCACCAGGGCGGCGCAGAGGACCACCGUAGCCGUGUGAUCGAGACAGAAGCCCACCAGGGCGACACAGAAGACCACCACAGUGGGAUCGAUGGCACAGGAGAGCAAGUCUGGUUAGGUCUUCGGGACAUAUUCAGACAAUGGGGAAGACACAGGCGUUUCUUUCUGGUUUAAUCAUUAUAUCAUGUUUCCUUGUAAGCACUGCACAGCAAACAGGAUGCCUGGAUGAAAACCCGCCAUAUGACAUUGUAUUCCUCGUGGAUAGUUCUAGCAACAUCAGUACUCGAGACUUCCAGGAGGUUAAAAUGUUCAUGCACACUUUUGUGGAUGGUUUGGAUAUCGACAUGAAAAAGGUACAAGUUGGCAUUGCUCAGUUCAACAACGAUCCCCACAAAGAGUUUCUGAUCGGGGACUAUGCAAACAAAGCGGAGCUGUUUAAGAAAAUAGAUAACCUUCCAUACCGAACAGGAGGCACAUACAUGGGAAAAGCAAUGAAUUUCCUUAAGGACAACUAUUUCACGAGUGUGGGUGGAAGCCGUAUCAAUGAAAAAGUGCCUCAGAUUGUUGUGGUGAUCACAGAUGGAGACUCAGCCGAUGAUAUAAAGGGCCCUGCUGGAGAUCUGCGACAGAUGGGUAUUCUCAUCUUUGCUAUUGGUGUUGGUCCAACCAAUAUGACAGAGUUAAAGGCCAUCGCCAACAGCCCACCUGAGCGUUUUGUGGUUAAUAUAGACAAUUACCAAGCACUGCAAGAUCUGACAACAACCAUGAAGGAGACAGUGUGCAUCUUAAUGAGGGAUCAGGGGAAAGCCAUUGCCCCUAAGUUUGCAGAUGUUUUUAUCCUGGUGGAUAGUUUGGCCCAGGGGAAAACACAGCAGAUAAGGGAACUUCUCAACCUACUGGCUGAGCACCUCAAUGUGGGUGACGGAUCUCAUAAGAUCGCACUGGCUCAAUUUGGUGAGAACGUUGUCAAGGAGUUCCUGUUCAAUGACUACAAAGUAAGAGAAAAAGCCAGAGGGUACAUAAACCGGUUUGAGCCCAGGCCCAAUGGAGAGCGAAAAUUAGGAAAGACCAUAGAUUAUGUUCGCACUCAAUUACUGAACACCGCAUCAGGCAGCAGAAUUGCUAAAGGCUACAAACAGUAUAUGCUGGUGCUGAGAACAGGGAACUCUUCUGACUCCACUCUGAGGGCCAUACGAACAAUCGAGAAUGAGGAUGUGACUGUUAUUGAUAUCAGAUUGGAAGAAAAUUUACACUACCUUUCACCUUUGCUACGGACUUUCCAGGUUGACCAGAAUAUUGUUGAUGUUGCUGCAGACAUCACGCAAAUCAUUCAGGAAAAAGACGUUUUCAGUGUUACAGGAGAUUGCAGUUCAGCCCAAGUGGCAGAUAUUGUGUUUAUUGUGGACGAAUCAAGUAGUAUAACCACAAGCAACUUUGAUCUAGUGAAACAAUUCCUCCACCGCACAAUUAGUGGGCUCGAGGUGAAUUCUGACAGCGUGAGGGUUGGAAUGAUUCUUUACAAUGACAAACCCAGAGCUGAAAUCUAUUUGGACACUUUCAUUACCAAGAGUGAUAUUUUGAACUAUAUUAAAAUCAUACCAUACAGAGGUGGAGGAACCUCAACUGGUGCAGCCCUGAAGUUUGUUAAGGACAACAUCUUUACUAAGACGAGGGGCAGCAGGAAAGAUUUAGGUGUUAAGCAGAUUGCUGUUGUCAUCACUGAUGGCAAGUCACAAGAUGAUGUCACUGGCCCUGCUGCUGAGCUGAGGCGCUCAGGGGUCACUGUAUAUGCCCUAGGGCUGAAGAAUGCUAGUGUCAAGGAGCUCAAAAAAAUAGGAUCUUACCCUGAACGACAGUUUGUGUUCAACGUGGACAGUUUUCAGAUGCUUACAUCGCUGGAGAAAAGCCUCAGAAAGAGCCUUUGUAAGGUCGUGGUCGAAAGAGGUUUCGACAAGAACAAUAGAUUCAUCCUAAAACAAGGGUGUGUGAACACAGAAGAAGCCGAUAUAUAUUUCCUGUUGCACCACUCUAGCUGCACUCGCACCGACUUUGAAGACGUGAAGAAAUUUAUCCUAGACUUCCUGCAGUUAUUUAACAUUGGACCCAAUCAAGUUCGUGUGGGAGUUGUGAAAGUUGAGCAUGAUCCGACUCUACAGUUCAGCCUGACAGAGCAUAAAAACAGAGUCUCUUUAGAAGCAGCUGUGAAGAACAUUAAUCAGCCCUAUGGAGGUACAGAGACAGGCAAAGCAUUAACUUAUGUGGCUAGUCUCUUUAGUCAGGUAAUAGCAUCCCGUUCAGCUAAGGUGCAGGAGAUUCUCAUUGUCAUAACUGAUAAGAAAUCCCUGGAUGACGUGAGCGGACCAGCGGCAGAACUGAGUAAUCUAGGUGUUUCAGUCUAUGCCAUUGGAGUAAGGGAUGCGAACAAGGAUGAGCUCUUGAAAAUGACGGCUGAUGCAACUAGGCAGUUCUAUGUGAGCGACUAUGAUGCUCUGAAUGCCCUCAAGGAUGAAAUUGUCACAGAUAUCUGUUCACAAGAGGCCUGCAAGAACAAAGUGGCAGAUGUCAUGUUUUUGAUUGAUGGUUCUUCUAGCAUUUAUCGUCCAGACUUUACAUCAAUGAAGACAUUUAUUACCAAAGUUGUGAAUGGCACCGUCAUUGGAAAAGAUCAUGUGCACAUUGGGGUGGUCCAGUUCAGCGAUAAUCCACAGAUACAGUUUCCACUGAAUACGUCCUACAACAAACAUGAAGUAGAGGAAGCGAUCAAAAACAUUAAACAGCUAACAGGAAACACAUACACAGGGAAGGCGCUCAAAUUAAUUUCAAAACAUUUUGACAAAUCCAAUGGCGGUCGGCCUGAUGUUCCACAGUUCCUUGUAGUUAUCACAGAUGGUGAAGCUCAUGAUGCUGUCGCUGCGCCCGCCAAGGACAUUAGAGACAAGGGUGUCACCAUCUUCUCAGUUGGUGUGGGCAGUGUAAACACCACACAGCUGUUGGAGAUCAGUGGAACUCGAGAUAAAGUAUAUGUGGAGAGGGAUUUUGAUGCACUUCAGUCCAUUGACAAAAACCUCAAAUUCAAGCUCUGCAGCACUGAUACAGGUUGUCCAGGCACACAGGUGGCUGAUGUGAUCUUCUUGGUGCAGUGCACCAGCCGGAUUGGUAUUCAGGAGUUUGAAAACAUUAAAACCUUUUUAAUUUCAGUGGUGAACAGCACACAGGUUGCUGACAAUCUAAUUCGCAUUGGCGUCAUUGUCUACUCAGGCACUCCAAAUCAAUUCUCUUUAAACCAGUACAAAAAUAAACGUCAGGUAGUGGAAGCCAUAAAAACCUUGAAGUCCCCACAUGGAAAUGACAACACGGCUGAGGCUCUAGGAUACUCGCUCAAUUACUUCAGUGAAGAGUAUGGUGGGCGCCAGAAAUGGGGCACUCCUCAAAUGCUGUUCAUAAUUACAGAUGGUAAUGCUACAGACCAAGUAAACUUACGUGCACGGGCUGAUGGGUUUGCAGCCAAAAAUAUAAAUGUGUAUGGAAUUGGAGUGGCCAGAGCACAAGAGAGUGAGCUGGAGAUGAUUAUCCAGAACAAAACCAAAAUCUUCUACGUUGAUAAUUACGCGGGUCUUCAAUCACUGCAGACUCACAUCUCCAAAGUGCUUUGCAAUGCAACCAAACCAGAAUGCCAGAAAGAGGUAGCCGACUUGGUGUUUCUGAUCGAUGGAUCUGAAAGCAUCAGCAAGGAGUCAUGGAGAACCAUGAUUGAUUUCUUGCAAAAUGUUGUGAACCAGCUCCGUAUUUCUCCAGAACUUUACAGAAUUGGUAUAGCCCAGUUCAGCAGUGUAUAUCAGAAGGAGUUCUACUUAAAUAAGUACAACAAUGCGAAUGAUGUGAAAAGAGCAAUUCGGCAAUUCACGCAAAUUAAAGAAGGGACAAAAAUUGGAAAAGCUCUGCAUGAGGUUGCGGAAUUCUUCGAUGAGAGCAAGGGGAGUCGCAAACAGAGCGGCGUACCACAAAAUCUUGUACUUAUCACUGAUGGUGUUUCAUCAGACUGUGUGAACGAAGCAGCCGAUUAUCUCAGAGGUCUGCAAAUUGAAAUUUUUGUGAUUGGAAUUGGAGAUGUCUCGAUGCAACAGCUCAGCUAUAUUGCCGGGUCACCAGAUAGGUUAUUCAAAGUGCAAGACUUCAACUACCUUAAUCUGACAACAGAAAUAUUUGUUGAUGCCCUCUGUUUUCCAAAAAGUUGCUCUAUUGACAUUGGCAUUGGAUUUGAUAACUCACGCAGCAGUUCAAGUUCUCUGUCAAUAUUUAGAGACCAGAAAAGGCUGCAGUCCUACCUGCCAGAGAUCAUCCGCUACAUUUCAGUUGUGCACAACCUGUGCUGUUUAAGCAGCCCAACCCUCAGUACCAAUGUAGACCUUCGACUGGUUGAUGCUAAUGGAAAUUUGCUGUAUGACUUUUCCUUCAGAGAGUAUGAUGAAGGUGUGGUGGAAAAAGUUAUGGCACUUCGGACUUCACAGUCUCUGAAAUUCAACUCCCAGCUUCUACGCUCUUUUCAAGAAAAGUUUAAAGCUUCAAAUUCUGGUGUAAAGGUGCUGAUCAUCUUUACAGACGGGCUGGAUGAACCUGUUGAGGACCUACUGCUUGCCGUCAACAGCCUCCGGACGAGUGGUGUAGACGCGCUGAUGACUGUGGCUCUAGAAGGAUUUAAAAACACUGCUGACCUGCAGAGGCUGGAGUUUGGUCGAGGGAUGCAGUACAGGCAGCUUCUCUCUAUCAGCAUGCAGAAUGUGGCCAGUGCCAUGCAGAAAGAAAUUGAUACUGUUGCCUCAAGGGAGUGCUGUAAUGUGAUGUGUAAAUGCACAGGCCAUGAGGGAGCACGUGGAAAUUAUGGUCCUCCAGGGAUUAAGGGGUCACCUGGACCAAAGGGACAUCCUGGUUUCCCUGGAGAAGGAGGAGAAACUGGUGAGAGAGGGCUUCCUGGUUUGAAUGGAUCUCAAGGACAUCAGGGAUGCAUUGGAAGAAGAGGCAAAAAGGGGGGCAGAGGCUACAGAGGUGACAAUGGAUAUGAUGGAGAAGAUGGUUUUGAUGGGGUAAAUGGUGUUCAGGGCAUGACUGGAGCAGCAGGAAGCCCAGGGGAGCGAGGAGAUCCAGGCAGCCCAGGUACAAAAGGUGUCAAAGGAAACCCUGGAAACCAAGGACAGCGAGGCCUGAGAGGAGAUCCGGGAAAUCCAGGACGAGACAACAACUCCCGCGGUCCUAAAGGUGACAUCGGUGGCCCAGGCAUUCAGGGUGAACCAGGUCUAGAUGGUCUUUCAGGCAAAAUUGGUGAUAAAGGCAGACCAGGCCCUAAUGGUAGAAGAGGCACAUCGGGUCCUCUGGGUCCCAGAGGGCCUGCAGGAGCACCAGGACUACCAGGGCUCCCUGGGGCCACAGGUCCACUGGGUGCUAUCGGUCCAUCUGGUCCAGUUGGGCAGAAAGGAUAUAUUGGUCUUCCUGGACCUCAGGGAUCCCCUGGCUUUUUAGGAAAGGCAGGAUUUAAAGGAAGCACUGGGUCCAGGGGACAGAAGGGCCAGCCAGGUGAUCCUGGAGAUCAGGGAGAUCUCGGACCUCUAGGCCCCAGAGGACUGCCGGGAAAAGAUGGUGCAGAUGGCUAUGGAUUCCCAGGGCCCAAAGGACAGAAGGGAGAUUCUGGUUUCCCAGGUUAUGCUGGACUUCAGGGCGAACAGGGUUUUAAAGGAGCAAGUGGAGGUGGUGGUCCUAAAGGCAACAGGGGAAGAGGGGGCAAUGGUGGUAGGAAAGGACCACCUGGAGAUCCUGGUAGUGAGGGGGUGUCUGGACACAGGGGCUCAAAAGGACCACAAGGAACCAAACAGAUGUCUGCCUGUCAACUGAUCUCGUAUGUCCGAGAUAACUGUGUGUGCUGUAGAGAUGACAUAAAAUGCCCUGUCUACCCCACUGAUCUUGUGAUUGCCAUGGACAUGUCUGAAGAUGUGUCUCCUCAAGACUUUGAAUACAUGCGUUCUGUAGUCCUCAGACUGUUGGACAAUAUCAACAUUGCAGAGAGCAGCUGCCCGACAGGGGCUCGGGUGGCUGUGGUCUCCUACGGAUCCUACACCAAAUACCUGAUCCGCUUCACCGACUAUCGCCGCAAGAAGCAGCUUAUUGAAGCGGUGAAGAACAUCGGCCUGGAACGCACUUUAAAACGGCGUAACAUAGGCGCUGCCAUGCGAUUUGUGGGCAGGAAUGUCCUGAAGCGUGUGCGAAAGGCCAUCCUGAUGAGGAAGAUGGUGAUCUUCCUCACUGCAGGAGAGUCUGAGGAUUCAACGUCCCUUACCACAGCCAUUCUAGAGUACAAAGCUCUGAACAUUAAGCUUGGGGUCAUCUCACUAAGCGAUGUCCCUAAUAUUAGAAGAGCUAUUGAGGCAGAUGAAACCCAGAGUUUUAUCUUAACAGAGUUGGGUGGAUUGCAAGACCAGAAUACUACUUUCAGUAAGAUCCAGAGUUGUGUAAUUUGCUUUGAUCCCUGCAAACCAGCUAGAGAAUGUGAGGGCACCAACCUAGCAUCUGCUCCUGAGGAUUUGGACAUGGACUUGGCAGUGAUUGUGGACAGCUCUCUUAACAUGCAGGCUGAUGAGUACGAGGGUGUGAAGGAGCUGCUCGGUAGUGUGCUCGAUCAGAUCGUUGUGAGCAGUCAACCCAACAGGGCCAACAGACAUGCGAGAGUGGCCGUCUACCAGCAUAGCUCCACGUACUGUGAAACCCAAUCCUGUGUGAAAGAGAUAUUCAACUUCCAACAGUUCAGAGAUCGCAGUCUAAUGAAGAGAAGCAUCUACCAGGAUCUACAGCAAGCCGGAGGUUCUUCCAGACUGGGUCUUGCGCUAGAAUAUGCCAUAAUGAAAGGCGUCCUCACAGCUUAUAACGGUCGCAAGAACAAGAUGGUGCUUUUCAUUAUUGGCGGGGAGAUAACAUCUCAGGACAGAACGCCGCUGGACUUUGUCUCGAAGGUGUCAAAAUGCAAGGGGGUUGUUUUCUUUGUCCUGACGGUGGGUGACCACAUCAGCCCUGCUCAGGUGGAGAAGCUUGCCAGCUACCCCUCAGAACAGCACAUUAUUCACCUGGACCACUUGAAACAUGGAGAACAGGAGUACACGCAGCGCUUCAUGAGAACCUUCUUCCACAUUCUGAGCAAAAAUGUGACCUACCCUCAUCAGUCAUUCCAGAAUCAAUGUAGCUCUUUUAAUCACAGUCAGCGGUUGGACCACGAGGCUGCAUUGAGACCUGUAUAUAGUGUUCCUGUGCCGCCCACUGCUUACUCCGAUGCAGCGGAUGAACAGGAAAUGGAGGAAGGCACGGCAGAGGAGAAGAAAUACCAGCAGGACUCGGGCCAUGGACUCCCAGCAGUCAAAUCUCUGACUGACCGCCCAAAAAAUCUGUGUCACCUGAACAGUGACCGUGGCACUGUUUGUGGUGGAUAUGUGCAGCGCUGGUACUACAAUGAAUCUGUCGGUGCAUGUUUAUCCUUCUGGUACGGGGGUUGUGAUGGUAAUAGUAACCGUUUCAAUUCAGAAAAGGAAUGCAUCCAGACCUGUGGCAAACGAAAUCCUGAAGUAAUCAUGCAGGCAAAUGAGGAAACUGCAUUAUUGCGUGAUGCAUGCCUCAUGAAACAGGAUAUGGGGCCCUGCAGUGACUAUGUUUUAAAAUGGCACUAUGACAUCCAGCAGAAUGAAUGCACUCGCUUCUGGUUUGGAGGAUGUGGUGGAAACAAAAACAAGUUUAACACGAAAGAGGAAUGUGAAGCUCUUUGUUUAAGACACAUUUAACCAGGAUGACUUUAUAAAUUUUUUACACUUUUGAGCAAAGACUUAUAUCAAGCGAUCAUUCUAUUCUCUCUGAGCUAGAAAAUUAUAUUUGUGCCGGUUUUACAACUAAAGAAGAACAUAAUCCCAGCAACACAAAAGCAAAUAAGUAUAUUUUUUUAUGUUCAUGGAAAUAUGUAUAUUAUUAUGUUUUAUGUUUCCGCCAAGGGAUAUAAAAGGUACAUUUGGCUUUUUUUUUUUUUUGUUGUAUCUCACAAUUAUUAAUUUUUUUUUUUUCUCAAAAUUCUGAAAAGAAAAUUAAUAAUCAGAAUAUUGAUGUAAAAAGUUGCUGUUAUCUUUUAUACUUUUUUUUCUGUGGUUGAAACAAAAACAAAUGUGAGAUAUAAACUCAUUUU